Rosa rugosa (rugosa rose) is the source of this 774-nucleotide messenger RNA. RefSeq lists its product as uncharacterized. NCBI's taxonomy places the organism in Eukaryota, Viridiplantae, Streptophyta, Magnoliopsida, Rosales, Rosaceae. The transcript is spliced from 2 exons. Bases 1 to 774 code for a protein of 257 amino acids. The record is from RefSeq and is a predicted model, not a curated record.
AUGAGGAUGCUCGCGUAUGGCAUCACAGCUGACUUCUACGAUGAUUACCUAGAUAUUGUGAAGUCCACUGCCAUUGAGAUUUUAGAGCACUUCACGAAACCAAUCUGGAAUGUGUACCAUGAGACUUACCUUCGCCGAUCAAUACCGGCAUAUUUACAACGGCUGCUUGACAAAGAUGCAGAAAGGAGAUUCUCAAGGAUGGUCGGGAGCCUUGAUUGUAUGCACUGGCAGUGGAAAAAUUGUCCCACCGAAUGGACAGGGCAGUAUAUUGGCCACAAGGGGAAAUCGACAAUCAUCUUGGAGGCGGUGGCCUCCUACGAUACUUGGAUUUGGAACGCUUUCUUCGGACUUCUAGGUUCCCUGAAUGAUAUUAACGUCCUUAGAUGUUCACUGUUGUUCAAUGACGUAUACCUUGGUGAAACUCCUCAAGUGAGCUACCAGGACAAGCUCGUGGGUGGAGUAAAAUGUAAGAAGGACCAUCAAUACAUCAUGAUGACGUGCAUUAUGUUGCACAAUAUGAUUGUUGAAGAUGAACAUGAUGAAGAUGCAGCAGAGCCAUUUGAUCCGAAUGAUAUCCCAACCAGACCAAGGAAAGCAAAGAUAUAUGCCAGACCAAAAAUUGACACCGAUGUUCAUCACAAUCCGCAACAAUUAAAUCAAUUCUUGCGUCGUUAUAGGGAGGUUAGAUGUCCAAUGAUGAAUAAAAACCUCCAAGACGAUCUAGUCGAUCACCUAUGGACCUUGAAGCUACAAGCUGAUCAGAACCACCAGUGA